AUGGCUUCUCUUCUGCAGGCCCUGAAGAAGUCCCGUCUUCAUAAAUAUCGUUUCGACUACCGUACUGAUAUGAGUGUGGAUCUGAUGGCGGAGCUUCUAGCAAGAAAUCUCUACUACAGGCGCUUCUUCCCUUACUAUACGGGUGCCAUUUUGGCUGGAAUAGAUGAGAACGGCAAAGGAGCGGUGUUCAGCUACGAUCCUAUCGGGUGCGUAGAACGCAUUGCCUACUCGGCAAGUGGUGCAGCUGAACCAAUGAUGAUUCCCUUUUUGGAUUGCCAGAUUGGGCAUGUGACAUUGAGUGACGAGGCCGAGCAUCCGCCGCUUACGCUCCAGAGAGCAGUUUCACUCAUGAAGGUCAGUUUGCCUUCCUUUACUUAUUGUAUGCAGUAG
Messenger RNA from Cooperia oncophora, 390 nucleotides. The record is from the annotation of a GenBank genome assembly. NCBI's taxonomy places the organism in Eukaryota, Metazoa, Nematoda, Chromadorea, Rhabditida, Trichostrongylidae.